GCGGGCAGACAGACGUAUAUAUGGCCCUCGUCCUCAACGUGUUGGCGUACGGUUCCCAUCUUGCCGGCACACCCUGCUUCCGACGAAGGCGAAUGAGCGAACAACAAAUCGGCCGGCAUCCUCCCUCUUCUUGUUCUUCACUCACUGUCUGAGCCACACAAAGCUCCCUUUUGUGCUCGAAUUCAUUUCCACCUCCUCCUUUCGAGCCAAGGAACGCCCUUUUCGAGGUAUCAAAUUUCUUUCAACGGCAAUGGGAAAGAGUAAGAUGGAUGAUGCCGCUGCCCAGCGGAUUUGCCGGGCUCGCGGCGAAAAGGACGGCUUCUCCAAGCGUGCGGCGGAGGCGGCUCGGAGGAAUGGGCAGAAUAGUCACACCGGUCCGCGUGACUUGUCUUUCUCCUCCUCCUCCUCCUCCUCCAUAGGCGGCGGCAGCAGCAGCAGCAGUAGUAGCAGUGGAGGCGAGGGUAAGAUUGGUCAGAAGGGUGGCUGGGGCAAGAAGUGAGCGGCGUCGACAGUGACGGAGUGAGACAUGCUCACGCAUAAACGCCUGAGAGAGACGUUAUUGGCGUUGACGGGUGUGGGGGCCGACGAGGGGGACGCCUUACCUGGAGACGGAGGUCGGUCCUCCUCAAUCAUCUCUAGUUAUAGUUAUAGGAUGGCACUGCCGACAUGCCUGCGCUCCUUUCUUUUUCCCUGUUGUUACUUCUCAUUCUUAUCGUUAUCUUUACGCUUCCUUCAGUUGUUUCCUUUGCCGAGGGAAUGAGGGCUGGGCUAACGGGGGGGAAGGGGCUAGCGUCUUGUCUCCCCUGGGGCCUUGAUGAGUUCGAGUUUGGCAGUUGGACCAGAAUCUUGCAUUGUUGGGCAAGCGGCUCUGGUUUCUGAAGUACCAUUGUUGUGUGAUGAAACCCAUUGUACACUCCCUC
Messenger RNA from Thermothelomyces thermophilus ATCC 42464, 920 nucleotides. RefSeq lists its product as uncharacterized. Lineage: Eukaryota; Fungi; Ascomycota; Sordariomycetes; Sordariales; Chaetomiaceae. The transcript is spliced from 2 exons. Bases 251 to 499 code for a protein of 82 amino acids. The record is from RefSeq and is a predicted model, not a curated record.